GCCGUUCAGAGCAGGUUACCAAGACUUACUAGACCUGAUAUGCCGGAGUGUCUAACGCGGUGGGAGUGUAGUGGUGGUUACACAAGUGUGAUACAGUGUUACACAGACGUUCAGGUGCAGGUUGCGAUCGGUUCGGUUGGUCAAUCACAAGGAGGGAGUAGAACCAACGACAUGGAGCCGAGAUGCAGGGAAGAUACCCCGCUCGGUGGGUGAUGGCGAUGGCUUACAAUCUUUGGAUGCUGGGGUUGGAGCGGUUGGUUGGUAUCACCUACCUUUGACGUGGCGUAUCUCACCGCUGGGAUAAGGCUGGGGUCAGGGGUGAUAAAGUCGCGUCUCCCAAGUCUCAUCAGGCCAGCGCGUGGUGCCAGCAUUUUUUUAACAUCAUCCAACUUGGAUGACAUCCAAGCCAAAAUGACAACCCCCGAUCUGGAGAAGCAGCAGGCUGCUGCCACCACCGCAACAACACCAGCAGAUCCCACCACCAAAUCAAUCUCCUCCACUGACACCUCCCAACAACAACAGCCCCAAAAUGCUUCUCCUUUCAAGGUUCCCCAUUUUUUGAUCAAGAUCAACAACACCCUCGAAUCCCUCUCCGGCUUCGAAGCCCGCGGCAUCACCCGCGUCCUCCCCUCCGAACGGCAACCUCCCUCCCACCUCGCAGACGCCCAGGUAUUCCUCCUCUGGUUCGGGGCCAACAUCUCCGUCAACAACCUCGCAGUGGCCCUUCUCGGACCAUUAGUCUUCCAGCUUGGCUUCACCGACUCGGCAUGGUGCGCUAUUGUUGGAGCCUUUCUGGGGAGUUGUUCCACCGCAUACAUGAGUAUCUGGGGACCGGCAAGCGGGAACAGAACAAUGGUUAUCGCGAGGUAUUUUAUGGGUUACUGGCCUAGCAAGAUACCAACAGCGUUGAAUAUUGUUUUGAUGGUGGGGUAUAUCACCUUGAGUUACAUCAUUGCGGGACAGAUGUUAUCUGCGGUGAGCGGGGGGGGUUUGACGAUUGUGGUUGGGAUUGUGGUUAGUGCUUUGGUGUGUUGGGUUGUGGCGGUUUUUGGGAUGAGGGUUUUUCAUUUUUAUGAACGGUUUGCGUUGAUACCCCAGAUAUUGGUCCUCUUCGCACUUAUCGGGUGUGCGGGACCGUAUUUUGACACCACGAUUGAGUCCCAGGGAGAUGGGACGGCCAUUGCGGCAAACAGGCUUAGCUUUUUGAGCCUGUGUCUUUAUGUGCCCAACUCGUGGGCGGCGGCGGCGAGUGAUUACUAUGUUUACUACCCUGAGAGCACGCGCAAGAGGAAGAUCUUUUGCUUGACGCUGUUUGGGCUUUGGACGUCGUUUAGUCUGGUUUAUAUGAUUGGGAUUGGGCUUGCGACUGGUGUAACGCAUCAUACUGCUUGGGCGGAGGCGAAUGCUAUUUCUGCUGGGGCGUUGAUUGUGGCUGGGUUUGAACCAUUGAAGGGGUUCGGAUUGUUCUGCUCUGUUAUUGUGGCGUUGGGAAUCAUCGCGAAUAGUAUCCCCGGGUGUUAUUCAGCGGCGUUGGGCUUUCAGGUUCUGGGGAGGCACUUCAAGGUUGUGCCGAGGUGGGUGUGGACUUGUACGGUGGUCGUCCUGCAGACUGUGCUGGCUUUGGCAGGGAGGGAGCAUUUGUUUGUGCUGUUCCAGAACUUCCUCGCGCUGAUGGGGUACUGGGUAGAGUUUAUGAUUUUGAUCUUUGUGUUGGAGCAUGUGCUGUUUAGGAGGACUAGAGGGUUUGACUGGGCGAGGUGGGAGGAUAAGAGUUAUUUGCCGGUUGGGUGGGCUGCGCUGGUUGCUUUCUUGUUGGGCUGGGUCGGGGCCGUGUUGGGGAUGUAUCAGAUUUGGUAUACCGGGCCAUUGGCAGUGCUGGCAGGAGCGAGCGCGGGGGGUUGUGAUGUUGGUGUUUGGGUUGGAUGUGGGUUUGCUUUGGUGAGCUUUCCUCCGUUGAGGUGGUUGGAGUUGAGGGUUAUUGGGAGGUAA
Molecule: messenger RNA, 1989 nt
Organism: Podospora pseudopauciseta
Lineage: Eukaryota; Fungi; Ascomycota; Sordariomycetes; Sordariales; Podosporaceae
Gene: TPN1
Product: Vitamin B6 transporter
Exons: 2
Coding region: 412-1989 (525 amino acids)
Biological process (GO): transmembrane transport
Cellular component (GO): fungal-type vacuole membrane; plasma membrane
Molecular function (GO): transmembrane transporter activity
Source: RefSeq, a predicted model, not a curated record